AUGUCGUCGCAUCUGCUUGUUUUAUCUUUGCUCCUGGCAUUGCUUGCAGUUGUUCAUUGUGGCCCCGGAGCAGACCACGGAUGGGGGUACGACGAAGACAAUGGACCUGACACUUGGCAAGGAAAGUGUCAGAAUCACUUGAAGCAGUCGCCAAUUGAUAUUCGUGCACCCGAUGUUGACUAUGCCCUCCUCCACCGCAUGCAUUUCCUGAACUAUGAUAUGGAUGGAAAGAUUGAAUUGAGUAACACCGGGAGAACAUUGUUUGCCGGAGGAUUUGAAAGCUGGCAACAAAAACAACCAAUGAUCCAAGGAGGGGGAUUGAAGCAUAGAUACAAGUUGGUUCAAUUCCAUUUGCAUUGGGGACAGAACGACGCUGUUGGAUCGGAACACGCUUUGGGAUCGUUGCAUUAUCCAGCUGAGUUGCAUUUGGUACAUGUUCGUGAGGGUUUGACACUCAAGGAAGCACUAACUCGUCCUGAUGGAUUGGCUGUAGUCGGAGUGUUCCUUGCAAAAACCAAUGAUCCUGUUGCCAAUAACUUCUCCCCGAUCUCUGAAAGACUUCAUGACGUCAGACAUUCUGGAAACAAGACUGAAAUCAAAAACUUCCGCACAAAAUAUGUCCUUCCAUUUGACACGGAAGCAUUCUAUCGUUAUGAGGGAAGUCUCACCACCCCGGAUUGCAGUGAAGCGGUUGUGUGGACAGUGCUCGCUGAGCCAGUGGCUAUUUCCAGUCAUCAGCUUCACCUCCUCCGUCAAUUGCAUAACAAGGAGCUCGUCAAGUCCGACAAGAACUACCGCCCACUUCAGCCAUUGAACGGUCGACGCAUCCAAUACAGACCAAGCAAAUUGGAUCGUGCUAUGAUUUGCUCAUCGGCUGCAACCACUUUGACUAUCUUCUCAACUGUAUUUGCUUUUUUCAUGACAAUGAUUUAUUAG
Caenorhabditis remanei is the source of this 936-nucleotide messenger RNA. RefSeq lists its product as uncharacterized. Gene Ontology annotation, molecular function: zinc ion binding; carbonate dehydratase activity. The transcript is spliced from 6 exons. Lineage: Eukaryota; Metazoa; Nematoda; Chromadorea; Rhabditida; Rhabditidae. Bases 1 to 936 code for a protein of 311 amino acids. The record is from RefSeq and is a predicted model, not a curated record. Gene Ontology annotation, cellular component: cytoplasm.